AUGAAUAAACAUUAAAAAAAAAAAAAAAGAUUCAGGGAACUUAUCGGGAAGGCUUCCAUUUAAAUGGUCACAUGAAAAGUUUAUUCCCUGAAGAAAUACUCUUCUGUAGAAACACCUUAUUUCCUGAUGGAGAGCAAAUAAGAUGUGAUUGUAUCAUGGCGCUGGACAAAUGCCCGGAAGCUCUUCCCCGAGAACCCACUAGAAGAAGGAGUAAAGAGAGUGUAUAAAACAGGCCAUGAGUGUGUGUUCUGUGAACACCUGCAGCGGAGAGAGACGCGAUGGGUUUCCCGGAACUUCUCCACGCUGCUUGGGCCAUGGGGAAAUUCCAAGUCGUCUGAACCAUGCUUAUACUUUUCCCUGCCAUCCUGGCCUCCUGUAACAGCCUCCCGAAGACCGUCACAGCCAUGACCCCAGAGCAUCACUGCUGGCCAGCCAACUGGACCAAUGGGUCCCCUGUCCCGGAUGGGACAGCUUUGUGUUGACACUGUAGCUUGAAAAAUAACAGCUUUGUUCUGACACUGAAGGUCAAGAGAUAACAGUCUUGCUUUACUCUUGUACAUUACGCUUCAUACUCUUGUAAAUCAGGCUUCACCAACUAAAGAAACAAAAGUUCAAAGGGGAUGGGGACCGGCUGAGUCUUCAUCCCGCUGGACAAGGACCAGAAGCCUGAGCGAUGCCUGAGGUCCUCCGAGCCCCCCUGGCAGAUCGUAAACCUCAGUGACUCCUCCUUCUUGAGUCCGGACACCGAGCCCUGCCUGGAUGGGUGGGUGUACACGUAGAGUGUCGACUCGUCGAUCGUUUCUGAGGGGAGGCAAAGCCAGAGCCAAGUGCUGAGCCUUCUGGUGAUUUUUUUGGUUGGUUUGUUUUACUUUAAUCAAGAUAUAACUUAACUCCAUUAAAUGCUCAAAAUUUAAGUGCGCAGCUGGGUAAGUUUUACACACGUAAACACCAGAUCCAGAUACAGGUGAUUUCCGGGACCCCAGCAGUCUCCCUCGCAGCCCUCUGCGUCAUUACUGGAUCCCCGCUAUAACCGCCAUUCAGACCUCUAUCAUCAUCAGUUGAUUCUGCUUAUGUUUGAAUUUCACGCCAGUCGAAUCGUACGGUAUGCGCUCUUCCGUGUGUUGGGAUUUUUUUGUGCUCAUUACAGGUUUUUAGGAGUCAUCCAUGGUGAUACAGGCUUUGGGAGUUGGUUCUUUCUCAGCGCUGCAAAGCAUUCCAUUGUACGAAUGUACCACAGUGUAUAUAUCCAUUCUCCUCCUGAAAUACAUCUGUGCUGUCUCCAGGUUGGGGCUAUUAUGAACAUCAUGGUCAUGAACAUUCUUGUACAAGUAUUUGGGUGGACACAGCCACUCAUUCGUGCUGGGUGUAUGCCCAGGCGUGGGCGUGUAGGAUCACAGAGUGGCCCCAGAUUCUGCCAAACAGUUUUCUAAGUGUGUAAGACGUUCAGACGUGUCUGAUUGCCUCAUCUCCUUUCCCACACCUGGUCCAACUGUAAGGGUUAAAUUGUAGUGUAGGGCUAAUGCGUAGCUUGAGAGAUAACAGCUUUGUGUUGACACUGUAGCUUGAAAAAUAACAGCUUUGUUCUGACACUGAAGGUUAAAGAGAUAACAGUCUUGCUUUACUCUUGUACAUUACGCUUCGUACUCUUGUAAAUCAGGCUUCACCAAGGAAGGAAACAAACGCUCAAAGAAAAGAGCAUCAGAGUCAGGGUCAAGGAGAUCCACUGGUUGCAACUUAGCGGCAGAAAGUCUAAAAUAAACACCUCAUUCAGCAACUGUUUCUAACUCAGCUGGGAACCGUUUCUCUGUUCUGUUCCCGGGUGAUGAUAAAACGGUGUGAUCGGCCAUAAAAACUCUGUACCCUGGCUGUUCGAGGCCACGCUCUGAUCAAGAGUGUUGGUCCCGAUCGGUCGGCCUUGCCUCUCAUUGCAAUAAACUUUGUUGUGACUGUCACUGGUGCCCGUAGCAUUCUGUUUCAGGAGUCGUGUGGAUGCAACAUUCGGUGCAUUGGCCGGGAAAGUGAAAGGUCUGAAACAGGGCCCUUUCCUCGGACUGCUCCGCCGACCCCUGGGAGGAGGCUUGGGAUUGGGAGAGGUAAGGAAUUCUUGGAGCGCGCCAUUUGAAUGACUCAGGAGGGUCUGCUGGACGCGGCUAUAGACCCAGAGUCAGGGAUCCUACUGGGACGCCGGUGGGCCCCAUUUGGUUUGGUUUUUGUCAAGAAGGAUCCUAUUUUCAGGUGGCUGCCACGGCCUACUGGCCUUGAGAUCUCGAACUUGUGUUUUCUUCGUGUCUUAAUUGUCUUCUUCCUGUUGACUGUCUGUGCGUCCUUGUCAGUUCUGCCUAUCUUUGUCAUGGGUCAAAAUCAGAGCACCCCCACCCCUCUGAGUCUCGUACUAACCCAUUUCCAGGACUAUAAAAAAGCUGCCUCAGUGUUUGGCCUCCAUGUUAAGAAGCCAGUCCUUCGAACUCUCUGCGAGGUGGAAUGGACCAGCUUUCAGGUCGAAUGGCCUCCACAGGGGAGCUUUGACCUUUCUUUGGUAUAUAAGGUUCAUGAUAUUGUCUUUUCUAGGCACGAAGACAAAAUCCCAUACAUUGGAGCGUGGAGAACCCUCAUUGAAAACCCUCCAGAUUGGUUAAAACUUCUCCUUCCCCUUCCCCUUCCCCCUCGCCUCCCUAAAGUACAGGCUUUGCUGCUCAAAGGCCGCCCAUUUGGAGCUCAGAAUAAGAAUCUUGAUGGGACUAAGCAGCCACCCCCUCUAUCACCUGCACCGGAGGAAGAAAAAGAAACUUACCACUCGCCACCCUAUAGUUCUCGCUCAAAGAAUAUGGGUCAAGAUGCUUCAGAUCAGGAGCGACCUUUACAACUGGAAGCUUCGAAACCCCUCGUUCUCAGAGAAACCCCAAGCAUCAAUUUCUCUCCUUGAAACUAUAUUUGUGACCCAUCAGCCAACCCGGGAUGACUGCCAGCAGCUGUUGCAAGCUCUCUUCACCACUGAGGAGCGAGGUAAGAUCCGUCGCGAGGCUCAGAAAUUAGUGAUGGGACCAAACGGGCAACCCACCGAGGAUCCCGCUGUAGUCGAGGAAGUCUUUCCUUCCUCGCAUCCUGAAAAUUGGGACCCAAACACUCCUCACAGUAGGCGAUCAUUGACUCUAUUUCACCAGACUCUACUGGGAGGUCUCCGAGCGGCUGCCCGCCGGCCCACAAACAUGUCUAAGGUAACAGAAGUCAUACAGGGGACCGAGGAAAGCCCCUCGGCCUUCUUAGAAAGGCUCAUGGAGGCGUACCGCACCAUUACCCCUGUAGGCCCUGAGGCACCUCAAAACAGAAGGGCAUUAAAUCUGGCCUUUGUCUCACAGGCAGCCCCAGACAUUCAGAAAAAGUUACAAAACUUUGAUGGGUUGAAAGGAAAAAAUUUAUCUGAGUUAGUUGAAAUAGCCCAAAACCUUUUUAACAGUAGGGAUUCUCAGGAAGAAAGACAGACACAAAAAUUGACUAGGGGGGUAACACCCGUCCUGGAUGCCCGCGAGGGAAGAGGACCCCAAACGCCCAAAGAAUUCUGGUCUGGGCCAAAGAAAAAAGACAGACAAAGGGUUAGAGCGCCACUAGGAAAAAACCAAUGUGCAUAUUGCAAACAAGAGGGACACUGGAAGAAAGAUUGCCCCAACUUAGCCCAACGCAAAACUCGGCCACCCCAGGCGUCGAUAAUGACAGUUGAUUCCGACUGACGGGACCACGGCUCGGUGGCCCCUUCUGAGCCUUUGGUUACUGUUAAUAUAGGGGGCCAGCCUAAGACUUUCUUGGUGGACAUUGGGGCAGCCUUUUCAGUUCUAAAACAAGAUCCUGGCCCCACCAGGCGAGGAGCAACCCUGGUGCAAGUCUGGGUCCCAGACUUGUAAAUGGACCACCGAACGACAAGUAGAUUUCGGCCGUAAAACUGUCACACAUUCUUUCCCAAUCAUGCCUGAAUGCCCCUGCCCUGGAUUACUAGGUGGAGACCUACUACAUUAACUAACGGCUUCUUUGAAAUUCACUAAAGGGGGUAUGCAUAUUAAAGUCGGCCAGGAUGGCCCAACAACCGUAAUGGCGACUGUGCCACUUGGGGAAGAGGACCUGCUCACUCCGGUGCCUAAUGGAAGUGUCCAUGCAGUCCAUCCCCUCCUCAAAAGCCUCCAGGCGGGCUUCCCCCAGGUAUGAGCUGAGACCAAUCCACCCGGGGCUGGCGAUUCAUCAAGCUCCGAUAAUAGUGGAACUUAAGGCAUCCGCGCUUCGGGUAAGACUAAUAUCCCACGCCCCGGGAGGCUCGGCGGGGAAUCGCCGUUCACAUCAAGUGUUUGCGCGACUCCGGCAUUUUGAUCCCAUGCAAGUCGCCAUGCAACAUCCCGCUUCUCCCUGUCCGGAAGCCUAACUCAUCCGAUUUCCGGCCAGUUCAGGACCUAAGAGCAGUAAACGCCAGGGCAAUGGACAUUCAUCCCACUGUACCCAACCCUCAUACUCUCCCUAGUUUGCUUCCCCCUUCUCAGGUGUAUUAUAUACAGUUCUGGACUUAAAAGAUGCCUUCUUUGCCAUCCCGCUGGCCCCACAAAGCCAGCCACUAUUUGCAUUUGGAUGGACGAUCCUGAAGAGGGAAAAGCCGGACAGCUCACCUGGACGCGACUCCCCCAGGGAUUUAAAAAUUCUCCUACUCUUUUUAAUGAGGCCCUGCCCCAGGAUUUAGAGCCAUUUCGAAUCUCCAACCCGCAGGUAACUCUAUUGCAAUAUGUUGAUGAGAUCUUGUUGGCGGCCCCCUCUCGUUUAGGAUGCCUGAAGUGCCACCAAAGGACUCUUGAGUCUUCUGCGAAAACUGGGGUACCGAGUGUCAGCCAGAAAAGCGCAGCUCUGUCGUGCUGCGGUGACCUAUUUAGGUGACAACCUUAAACAAGGUAAGCGCUAUCUCGGUGAACAAAGAAUUCGGGCUAUACUCGAUAUUCCUCAGCCUAGAACUCACAAACAAGUCCGCGAGUUCCUUGGGGCGGCAGGCCAUUGCAGACUAUGGAUACCUGGCUUUGCUGAACAGGCAGCCCCUUUGUAUGCCGCUCUCAAGGGGUCUCCGGAGUCCUUCACAUGGGGGGAGACUCAAACUAAAGCCUUCCAGGCCUUACGAGAUGCUCUCACGACCCCACCGGCCUGGGCCCUGCCAGAUCCCACCAAGCCAUUCCAUUUGUUUGUAGCCGAAAAAGGGGGGGUGGGGUAGCCAAAGGAGUUCUGACUCAGCGCCUGGGAACUUGGCACCAACCGGUGGCCUAUUUAUCCAAACGGCUGGACCCAGUUGCUUCCGGGUGGCCCCCACGCAUUCGACAAAUUGCCGCCACUGCUCUCCUAGUUAAAGCCGCAGACAAACUAACCUUGGGGCAGGCAUUGUCUGUCACGGGGCCCCAUGAAGUGGAGGCUUUGCUGCGGGCUCCCCCAGAGCGAUGGCUGUCAGAUGCUCGGAUUACCCAAUAUCAAGCAUUGCUCCUCGACCGGCCCCGAAUACGUCUUUGUGCCCCCGCGGCCUUAAACCCAGCCACUUUGCUGCCCGAAGGACAAGGUCCCCCUCUGCACUCUUGCCCAGAAACCUUGGCGAUGAUCUCGUCCCUCCGCUCCGAUCUUACGGACGUUCCCUUACAGGACGCUGAUAUCAACAGGACCCUGAUAUCAGCAUGUUUUCAGGCGGCAGUGGUUUGGUGUUUCAAGGGCAAAGGCAUGCCCGCGCUGCAGCGAUGACAGACCGCGAGGUUCUAUGGCAACAGAGCCUUCCCCCCCCCCCCCCCCCCCGGGAACUUCAGCCCAGCGUGCAGAGCUCAUGGCGCUAACAAAAGCCCUAAAACUCGAAAGAAACAAGGCAGUUAAUAUUUAUACGGACCGCCGCUGUGCUUUUGCCCCCGCCCAUGUGCACGGAUCCAUUUAUCAAGAGCGCAGCCUCCUCACGACGGAAGGCAAGGCCGUCAAAAACAAAGCUAAAAUUUUAGACCUUCUGGCUGCCGUCUGGGAACCUGCAAAACUGGCGGAUCAUUCACUGCCGGGGACAUCAAAAAGGCGACUCCCUAGAGGCAGUCGGAAACCGCCUGGCUGAUGCCGCAGCCCGAGAAGCUGUCCUAACUAAAAGUGAAAGUGCCUUGCAGCUACCGAUCUUGACCGGUCCUGCUUCCCCCGGAGCCCAGUUGCACUCCUAAAGAUUUGGAGCGGGUUUCCAGAAAAGGGGGGAAGUAAGAUGCCGGGACAAAAGUGGUUUCAGGAUCCUGAAGGUAAGAUACUCCUACCCGCGGCACUCGGGCGGCGCAUGGUGGGUCAGCUCCACCAAGGGACUCAUCUGGGAAAGAGGAGGAUGGCGCUUAGUGCGGAAAAAGUUCAGGGCGCAAGGGCUGGGAGAAGAGAUUGAAGAGGUGGUUGAAAGAUGUGUAAGUUGCGCCCAAGUCAAUCAGGCCGGUUGGGGGAAGUAGAUUUCACUGAAAUUAAACCAGGGGAAUACGGGUACAAAUCCCUGCUUGUUUUUGUAGACACCUUCUCCGGGUGGGUGGAGCCUUUCGUCACUAAAUCAGAAACGGCUCAGGUGACAGUUAAGAAAUUAUUAAAUGAGAUAAUUCCUGGAUUCGGGCUGCCUCUGAGCAUAGGAUCGGACAAUGGCCCGGCCUUCACAGCGCAGGUGUCCCGGGGUCUAGCCCGGGCACUGGGAGUAGAUUGGAAAUUACAUUGUGCAUAUAGACCCCAGAGCUCGGGUCAGGUGGAAAGGAUGAAUCGGACCCUAAAAGAGACCUGAACCAAAUUGUCCCUUGAGACGGGCGAAAAUUGGGUCGAUGUCCUGCCUCUUGCCCUUUUGCGAGCGUGUUUUACUCCAUUCGUCAAGGGAUUUUCCCCUUAUGAAAUUUUAUUUGGCAGACCUCCACCUAUCCUGCCGAGGCUAGGAGACGACAGAAUGGAACAGUUGGAACAGGACCAGUUGCUGGCUUCACUCGUGGCCCUGCAACAUGUACAGAAGGAAAUAACCAGGCCCUUGAGAGAAGCCUUCGCUCAUCCUCCUGUUCUUCCCCACCCCUUUCAACCAGGAGACUUAGUCUGGGUCAAGAGGCACGAGCCUAAAACCCUGGAGCCACGCCGGAAAGGACCGCACGCUGCGAUCCUGACUACACCCGUGGCCGUGAAGAUAGACAGUGUCCGAACCUGGAUUCAUCACUCUCAGGUCAAGAAAAACUGCGUGAAGGCGGGAACACCCCCAGACUGAUACGGAACCGGAUAACGAACACAAUGGAAGGUCCGAAGGCACCCAGAGGAUCCUUUAAAGCUAAGACUGAUGUGGGCGUAAUAAUAAUAAUUGUCUGGGUUUGUAUAAUGGUAAGCGUGGGGGACUGUACGGAAUUGCAUCCCUUAUCUUUUUGGCCAUACCAAGGGGAACUCAGGGACACUGUCACAGGGUAGGUGAUAGCAUCUAAUACCUCUUCCCUGUGCCUUGUUUUUUGUUUGAUUUAUGCGACUUGGUGGGGGACUCAUGGGGGACUUUAAUUACUAAUUAUAAACAGCCAACGGGCUUUGCUCCUCCGGUCCCCAAAAACCCCUAUAUGGUUACGUAUGGAUGUGGACACAGGGAUCAAGAACAAAAAUUGGCUGACAUACCAGGGUUAUACAGUUGCCCUGCAAAUAGAAACGUCGAAUGCGAAGGAAAAGGCCAAUACCAUUGUGCAAAAUGGGGUUAUGAAACGCUGGCUCCCUGGCUGGCGGGACAGGGCCAUGACCCCUUAAUCACCCUCCUUAGAACUCCAGAUCCCAAAUGUAAGACCCAAGGAAAAGGCAACCCAACAAAAAUAUGUUUAAAAAAGGUUUCUAGUUCCCGUACCUUUUCCUCUUCCUGGGACACUGGAUACGCUUGGGGUCUCAGGAUGUCUGCUCCAAGAGUUGACAAAGGCAUUUCCUUUACUAUACAAAGGGUUAAAAAAAAAAACAACUCCACCCAAUCCGGUAGAGCCAAACAAGGACAUGAUUUUACACCCCCGCUCUUUCCGACUGUCCCUUCCCAACCUACCCUGCGAUCGGAUGCCCCCACAAAGUCAGAAUUACCAACUAUAGGUCAUAUCCAGAGCCCAUUCUCCCCUGCAAAUGCAGUAGAUUCUAUGUAUGCUUGGCUAAAUUCAUCUCACACCGAGAUUGUACAAGAUUGUUGGCUGUGUUUAAACCCUAACCCCCGUAUUAUGUGGGAAUGGCUACAAAUGCCAGCAUUAGACAAGACAUAGAAAAGCCUGUCAUAAAAUUGCUAAAUCCAAGCAUGUCAUUGUCCCCUUGGGGUUCACAACCAAUUUUAACCCUAGGAGACCUCCAAGGACAGGGUUGGUGCAUAGUGUCCCGAGAAUAUAAUUCCACUCCUAGUGGGACUGGGUAUUGCGGGACCCACAGCUAUUGGAACUGCUGGACUCAUUGUGGGGGACGAAAAUUUCAAAACUGUAAGCGAGCAAGUAGACCGAGACCUAGGCUACUUGGAAACUUCAAUUUCUCGGCCGGAACACCAACUAGACUCUUUAGCCGAGGUUGUAUUACAAAACAGAAGAGGGCUUGAUUUACUCUUCAUGAAGGAAGGGGGCCUCUGCGUGGCCCUCGGGGAAAUGUGCUGUUUUCAUGCCAACAAUUCCGGAGUAAUCCGAGACACUCUCAGUUUGGUCAGGGAUAAUCUUAGGACCAGGGAACGUGCCUUGGAGGCCAGCGAUAAUUGGUAUCAGAGUUUAUUCUCUUGGUCCCCCUGGCUCACAUCACUGCUCACCGCCGUAGUUGGGCCACUGCUAUUGUUACUUCUCGGGUUAACUAUCGGCCCGCGCAUUAUCAAUUGGUUAGUACAGUAGGUCAAGAGGCGAGUUGGUGAAACAAAAAUAAUGAUGAUUAGGUCCAACUAUGUCCCCUUAGUUCCUAACAAUGAAUCAAGGGAUUGAUUCACUGACAAGAAAAGGGGGAAAUGUAAGGGUUAAAUUGUAGUGUGGGGCUAAUUGUAGCUUGAAAAAUAACAGCUUUGUUCCCACACUGAAGGUCAAGAGAUAACAGCCUUGCUUUACGCUUGUAAAUUACGCUUCCCUUCGUACUCUUGUAAAUCAGGCUUCACCAAGGAAGGAAACAAACGCUCAAAGAAAAGAGCAUCAGAGGCAGGGUCAAGGAGAUCCACUGGUUGCAACUCAGGGGCAGAAAGUCUAAAAUAAUCACUUCAUUCGGCAACUGUUUCUAACUCAGCUGGGGACUGUUUCUCUGUUCUGUUCCCAGGUGAUGAUAAAACGAUGUGAUCGGCUUUAAAAACUCUGUACCUCUGCUGUUUCGGGGUCACAAUCGGUCGGCCUUGCUUCUCAUUGCAAUAAAUUUUGUUGUGACUGUCA
Messenger RNA from Prionailurus viverrinus (fishing cat), 9359 nucleotides. RefSeq lists its product as uncharacterized. The record is from RefSeq and is a predicted model, not a curated record. Lineage: Eukaryota; Metazoa; Chordata; Mammalia; Carnivora; Felidae. The coding region runs from base 2733 to 3725 and encodes 330 amino acids. The transcript has 2 exons. Gene Ontology annotation, biological process: virion assembly. Gene Ontology annotation, molecular function: zinc ion binding; nucleic acid binding.